Molecule: messenger RNA, 981 nt
Organism: Anoplophora glabripennis (Asian longhorned beetle)
Lineage: Eukaryota; Metazoa; Arthropoda; Insecta; Coleoptera; Cerambycidae
Product: trypsin-3-like
Exons: 2
Coding region: 162-932 (256 amino acids)
Biological process (GO): proteolysis
Molecular function (GO): serine-type endopeptidase activity
Source: RefSeq, a predicted model, not a curated record
UUGGUCCGUGCAGUUUUAAUAAUUUAAACAUAUGUGUAAUAUAUUAGAAAAUUAAUUAGAAGUACGUUAAUUGAUUAGAUAAAACAAUACUGACAACUUAAUCUUCAAUUUCCUUCAUGAAAUGUAUAAAAGGUGUGCCCUAUUAAAUUUUGUUCAUCAACAUGUUCAGAUUCAUCUUCUUGGUUACGCUGCUAGCAAACUCGGCUUGGGGCGCUCCUCAGUCCGCGCGGAACGGUACAGAUCUGGAUGGCAGAAUUGUUGGUGGAACCGACACCACCAUCGAGGCUCAUCCGUACAUCGUAUCCCUCCUGGAAUUGAACUCGCACGUUUGCGGUGGAUCUAUCAUCUCCUCAACCUGGAUUCUUACCGCGGCCCACUGCAUAUUCCUACAAGUUUCUGCCUAUUCCAUUCGAGCAGGAUCGACCGUCCGUAACUCCGGAGGGCAAGUGGUCGCUGCCAGCAGGAUUAUUCUCCACCAAAGCUUCAGUUGGAGUACUCUUGACUUCGACGUUGCUGUCAUCCAACUUGCCAGCCCCAUCACCAUCGCGGUAGCCCGUGCUAUCACCAUGGCAGCGGAAGGUGGUCCACCAGCAGCCGGAUUGACCGCCACCAUCACAGGAUGGGGAGACAUCGUAGAAGGUGGACCGAUGGCAACUAUUCUUCAGGUCGUCCAGGUGCCCAUCAUCAGCCAAGCCAAUUGCCGUGCUGCUUAUGGUCAGAAUUCGGUAACUGACAGAAUGUUCUGUGCUGCGGUUUUAGGAGUCGGGGGAAGAGAUGCCUGCCAGUCCGAUUCCGGUGGACCGCUGAUUGUCAACGGAGUUCUUACUGGUGUCGUCUCGUGGGGUAUUGGUUGUGCUCGACCCAACUCCCCUGGAGUAUACGCCAGCGUGCCCAAUCUCAGAGCUUGGAUUAGAGCCAAUAGCGGUAUAUGAGAUGUUCUGAAUCUGACAUUGUUUUGAGUAAUAUAUAUUUAAAAUUAAA